This is a messenger RNA of Colletotrichum spaethianum, 867 nucleotides long. RefSeq lists its product as uncharacterized. Bases 1 to 867 code for a protein of 288 amino acids. NCBI's taxonomy places the organism in Eukaryota, Fungi, Ascomycota, Sordariomycetes, Glomerellales, Glomerellaceae. The transcript has 3 exons. The record is from RefSeq and is a predicted model, not a curated record.
AUGUUUUCAUUCAAAAUCUAUUUUAUCGUACGGAUUGUUCUUAUCCUGCUGGUUACUAUCCCUGCACUUGUCAUUUUCGGGCUCCUCUUCCGCAGGCCUGGUUAUAGCCACGACAACACCCGCCGAUGGGUCGAUUACACCAAGAUAGCCUCGGGCUUUUGGGGAUCAGCUCAAAUCCUACGAUUACUCCAGCAAAUUAUUUUUACGGCUUACUACGAUGAUAUCCACGGCUGGCUCGUUUUCCAGGCACGUGAUGCUUCUUUCGCCUUUGGGUACAUCAGCUCGAUGUUUGAGAUAUGGGCCGUUAUUGCCAUUUUCCUUGCUUUAUUCUACCUGGCCCACGCUUUGACACAGCUCCGAACCGAGGGUCAGGACGACUCUAGCGCUUACCGAAAAGGCCGCAUAGUGGUCCUUGGCGUCUCCGGCUUUCUUGCUGUCCUCAAUACUGUCACUUGGUGUCUCUGGCUGGCUAACAGCCUCUCUCCAAGCUGGGACGACAACGCGCGGAUCAUGUACCUCGUCGCCAGUUGCUUCACCAUCGUUAUCGCGGGUCUCUUAGUCUUUUGUGGUAUUGGUUCCAUCGUCUACUCCGCCAAGUCCCGUAUGAAGGCCCGUGGCAGCCCUGUGCAAAAGGCUGCCCAGAUUCUUGUUGUCUGCUCCUCACUGUACCUCGUGCGCGCGGCUUGGUUCAUGGUCAUCUUUUUCUUCGGUCUUUAUGAUUUCUUCGGGAUUAUUGACGUUUUCCUGGGCUGCUGGAUAUCGUUUGUUAUCUUGGCUCUCCUCUACGUUCUGACUAUCAAGGAGGAGUACUCACUCUCCAAAGCUCACUACCGGUCCAAGACUGUGGUCAAUAGUCAGUCUGCAUAA